This is a messenger RNA of Anopheles cruzii, 447 nucleotides long. Its product is annotated as tetraspanin-9-like. The record is from RefSeq and is a predicted model, not a curated record. The coding region runs from base 1 to 447 and encodes 148 amino acids. The transcript has 2 exons. Gene Ontology annotation, cellular component: membrane. NCBI's taxonomy places the organism in Eukaryota, Metazoa, Arthropoda, Insecta, Diptera, Culicidae.
AUGAUCACGCGGGGAUACUUCCUGCUCUCCUUUCUGGCACUGGUGGUCCUGUUCGUCGGUUCGGUGCUCGGUUACACGUUCCGAGAGCGGAUCGCCCUCGGAUUGCAGGAUCGGAUGUACGAGAGCAUGGCGCUGUACGGCCGCCGUCGGCUGACGACCGUUUCGUGGGACAUGACCCAGGAAGAGUUACGGUGCUGUGGUGUCGAGGAUUACGGCGACUGGAACGAGCGGAUUCCGGACUCGUGCUGCAUGGACGAUUACGGUGCGAGGAAGCGACCCUGUCAGCAGCUGCAAACCUCGCUGACGAUCUACCGGACCGGAUGCUACGAGGCGAUCACGCAGGAGCUGCUGCGCAACGGUGCCCUGCUCGGGGCCGCGGUUCUGCUGCUCCUGGUGGCCAUGGUGCCGACGACGAUAAUGGCUUACUAUAUGCUAACCACGGUCUGA